AUGUUGGAGGCGUUGGGCUCCCUGGCGGCUGCCCUCUGGACCGCGCUCCGUCCUGGCACUGUCCUGCUGGGGGCCGUCGUCUUUCUCCUCUUGAGUGAUCUCCUCAAAAGGCAGCGUCCAAAGAACUACCCGCCGGGGCCCCCGCGCCUGCCCUUCGUAGGCAACUUCUUCCAACUGGACUUUGAGCAGGGGCACCUGUCGCUCCAGCGGUUUGUGAAGAAAUAUGGGAACCUUUUUAGCCUGGAACUCGGUGACUUGCCUUCAGUUGUUAUAACUGGAUUGCCCUUAAUCAAAGAAGUCCUUGUCCACCAGGACCAAAACUUUGUGAACCGCCCCGUAACCCCUAUUCGAGAACGUGUUUUUAAGGAAAAUGGCUUGAUCAUGUCCAAUGGCCACAUAUGGAAAGAGCAAAGAAGGUUCUCCCUGACAGCUCUGAGGAACUUUGGUUUAGGAAGGAAAAGCUUAGAGGAACACAUACAGGAAGAAGUUGCCUUCCUCAUCCAAGCAAUAGGAGAGAAGAACGGGCAGCCUUUCAACCCUCACUUCAAAAUCAACAAUGCCGUUUCCAAUAUUAUUUGCUCCAUCGCCUUUGGGGAGCGGUUUGACUACCAGGAUGAUCAGUUCCAGGAGCUGCUGAGGCUGCUGGAUGAGGUCACCUACCUAGAGACAACGUUGUGGUGCCAGCUCUACAAUGUCUUUCCAAGGAUAAUGAAUUUCCUUCCGGGUCCACACCAAAGGCUCUUCAGUAACUGGGAGAAACUGAAGAUGUUUGUUGCCUGUAUGAUUGAAAACCACAAGAGAGACUGGAAUCCUGCUGAAGCAAGAGACUUCAUUGAUGCUUACCUCCAGGAGACAGAAAAGCAUAAGGGCAAUGCUGCUUCAAGUUUCCAUGAAGAAAACCUUAUCUACAGCACCCUGGACCUCUUCUUUGCUGGAACAGAGACAACGUCAACCACCUUGCGCUGGGGUCUGCUCUACAUGGCCCUGUACCCUGAAAUCCAAGAGAAAGUCCAGGCUGAAAUCGAUAAGGUGCUUGGCAAGUCACGACCACCAAGCACAGCCACUCGUGAGUCCAUGCCCUACACCAACGCUGUCAUCCACGAGGUGCAGCGGAUGGGGAACAUCCUCCCUCUGAACGUGCCCCGGGAGGUAACAGUGGACACCAUCCUGGCUGGAUACCACCUGCCCAAGGGCACCAUGGUCCUGACCAACCUGACUGCACUGCACAGGGACCCUGAAGAGUGGGCCACCCCCGACACGUUCAAUCCAGAGCAUUUUCUAGAGAAUGGACAGUUUAAGAAAAGGGAAGCCUUUCUGCCUUUUUCAAUAGGAAAGAGGAUGUGCCUUGGAGAACAAUUGGCCAGAACUGAGUUGUUUAUUUUUUUUACCUCACUUCUGCAAAAAUUUACCUUCAGGCCUCCAGACAAUGAAGAGUUAAGCCUGACGUUCAGAAUGGGCUUGACCCUCUCCCCAGUCAGCCAUCGCCUCUGUGCUGUUCCUCGGGCCUGA
Messenger RNA from Budorcas taxicolor (takin), 1509 nucleotides. Its product is annotated as cytochrome P450 2J2. The record is from RefSeq and is a predicted model, not a curated record. Gene Ontology annotation, cellular component: cytoplasm; intracellular membrane-bounded organelle. Gene Ontology annotation, molecular function: heme binding; iron ion binding; oxidoreductase activity, acting on paired donors, with incorporation or reduction of molecular oxygen, reduced flavin or flavoprotein as one donor, and incorporation of one atom of oxygen. The transcript has 9 exons. NCBI's taxonomy places the organism in Eukaryota, Metazoa, Chordata, Mammalia, Artiodactyla, Bovidae. The coding region runs from base 1 to 1509 and encodes 502 amino acids. Gene Ontology annotation, biological process: xenobiotic metabolic process.